CUCGGGCCUCUCUUGCAAUGGCUUGAGUGCACGCUGGACAAUAACCUGGGCUUGGGUUCAGUUGCAGGAGGUGACAGCUUUCACAUUACUGGAGAAGACAUUACUGCAGAGAAGUCACAAGUGGUGCACGUGCAUAGUGGGCAUUUGAGUUACAUGACCACAAAGACUGCAUUGUACAAGGGCGUACGUUGAAGACAAGCCUUUUUUUAUAUAGUGAGGGCGACAAAAUUACUAUGGAAUGGAGGAAAGCAAUGGAGUUCAUCACUUGUUUCAUGGUUCUCCUGGCUGGGGCUUUGGGGGAUGAAGAAUCUAAAGAUCAUGGCCAGCCACCACACAUUAUCUUCAUUGUAGCUGAUGAUUUGGGUUGGGAUGAUGUCAGUCUCCACGGUUCUAGUCAGAUCCCGACCCCAAACAUCGACACCUUGGCACAAGAUGGCGUAACAUUGACAAACUACUAUGUGUCGCCCCUCUGCACGCCAUCGAGAAGCGCCAUCAUGACUGGAAGACAUCCUAUUCAUACAGGCCUGCAGUUUGGUGUAAUAUCUCCAGAAGCGCCAUAUGGAUUGGGUCUGGAGGAGAAGACUAUGGCACAGUAUCUUAAAACAUUAGGAUACAGUACUCAUGCAGUUGGAAAGUGGCAUUUGGGAUAUUUUGCCAAAGAGUACACCCCAACGUGGAGAGGCUUCGAUUCUUUCUUUGGCUUCUAUAAUGGAAGAGGCGAUUACUACACUCAUGAAGAAGUGCAAAGCGAGGUUUCUGGAUAUGACCUACACAAGAACGGAAAGGUUUAUAGGCCUGCCUUCGGCCAGUAUUCUACAGAUAUCUUUAAUCAAGAAGCUGAGCAGAUUAUCAAGGCCCACAAUGCAUCACAGCCACUGUUCCUGUACCUUGCACAUCAAGCUGUCCAUGCAGGAGUGUAUCCUGAUCGACUUCUUCAAGCACCUGACAAAUACUAUCAGAGGUUUCCUCACAUUGAGACAGAGGGGAGGAGAAUGUAUGCAGCAAUGGUGUCUGCUUUGGAUGACUCUGUAGGCAGCAUCUCCCAGACGCUACGAGAUGCGGGCCUCUAUGACAACUCCAUCAUCGUCUUCACAACCGACAAUGGAGGCGCCACUUAUGACUUCUUUGACGGCACCCACGCCAGUAACUGGCCCCUGAGGGGAUGCAAGCACACUCUAUGGGAGGGCGGGGUGAGGGGCACUGCCUUUGUAAACAGCCCUCUCAUUAAGAAGCCCAGACGCUUCAGCGACCAGAUGAUGCACGUCUGCGACUGGUUACCCACGCUGCAUAGCGUAGCCGGGGGUGACCCCAAGGAAUUGAAGAAUUCGGAUGGAUUCGACCAGUGGGAUGCACUGUCCAAUAAUGUGCCUUCACCUAGAAAUGAAAUCCUUCACAACAUCGAGCCUAUCGAGAAGUACGCAGCCAUCAGAGUAGGAGACUUCAAACUUCAUUACGGUGCCUUCGGGGGUAAAAUCGGGAGUAAAUAUUUCUCCGGCUGGUACCCGCCAGAAGGAGCAACUUCCAACAAGGCAGAGUACGUUCCUAACUCGUUUAGGGUACGAUGUCCCUCCAAGCAAGCCAAUGCUUCCACCAAUUGUGACUACGGUGACCGCAAGCCUUGUCUGUACAACAUCCGUGACGAUCCCUGUGAAUAUAAUAAUAUAGCCGACUGGAACCAAGAUAUUGUUGAGGCUAUGAAGGCUAGACUCCAGGAGUACCGUCGAUCAGCCGUGGAGCCUAGGAACCAGCCCUUGGACCCUCAGAGUAACCCAAAACUCCAUGGAAACGUGUGGGAGCCUUGGGUUACGCUAUCAGAAGACGAUCAGCAUGUCACAUACGCAUAGCUUCCACUUAGACCCCAGCACUUCUGUCAGAAGGGCAAACUAAACUCAGAGGGUACUUUUCGGUGAAACCAAAUCCAAAUUGUCUUCAAAUCGACCAACGGUUGGCUAAUCUGGGUGAUGUAAAUGGAAUUUUUGUAAGUGUAGUGUGGAUCUCGCCCAAAUGUUGGCAACCGGUAUUCGGGGAUAUGAUAUAUAAUUUUUGGUUUGGUCAAUUGGAAAAGAGAAAGAAAUUUCACGGAAAAGGGUCAUAUCAAAGAGGGAUCUGCAACUCAAAUUAUGUAUGUCAAACUCCACAAAAAAAUAGGGUAUUUUAUUGUGAAUCUGGACUUGAUAAGCCAUGAUAUAACCGUUAGAGUUUGAGCCAAUUUUGUUUAAAGGUAAAAAAGGGUCAUAUUUUGUGGUGUUAUAUUAUGGUGCUACUAAUAACUACUUUAAUAUACAUGAUAUCUUUUGUAAAUUUGUAUUCAAAUUAUAUUUUUUGGAACAUGUACUUAAACUUUUGCUAUGGAAUCCUUUUUGAGUCUUACAUAUUAUGAACUCUAGAGUGUAUACAAUUUUAAAGUUGUAGAGAUUAUCACUAUAAUUCUACCCCGCGAAGGACUCGAUCUUAUAUUGUGUUGUCUUCCAUAAAAAUAUAUGAACAGUGUGGUUUCAUUUUGGGCUUUCAAAUCGACUUCAACUGUAUGUGAUUAUGAUAGUACACUAUUCAGACGAAUGCUGUGUAUAUUUUUUCUUAAGAUAUAGUAUUUGUAUGUUAUUUACAUUUUCUUGAUUAUAUAAUUCUUUUGAAUUAUUUCAUUUGAUGAAUACAAGACAAUAGGGAAUGCUA
Messenger RNA from Strongylocentrotus purpuratus (purple sea urchin), 2673 nucleotides. RefSeq names its product arylsulfatase I. The coding region runs from base 234 to 1844 and encodes 536 amino acids. The record is from RefSeq and is a predicted model, not a curated record. Lineage: Eukaryota; Metazoa; Echinodermata; Echinoidea; Camarodonta; Strongylocentrotidae. The transcript has 12 exons.